Messenger RNA from Penicillium antarcticum, 234 nucleotides. RefSeq names its product F-box protein. The transcript has a single exon. The record is from RefSeq and is a predicted model, not a curated record. Gene Ontology annotation, molecular function: protein binding. The coding region runs from base 1 to 234 and encodes 77 amino acids. NCBI's taxonomy places the organism in Eukaryota, Fungi, Ascomycota, Eurotiomycetes, Eurotiales, Aspergillaceae.
AUGUCCAUUGCAGCUCUGCCCGUGGAAUUGAUCUCAAAGAUAUGUAACCAUUUGGAUUUCCAGCAAUUGGUCGCUCUGAGGUUAUCAUGCCGCGCAUUGUACAAAAACUCACUGGAGAAUUUCGCGGAGACCUUUAACCGAAAAAUCCGUUUCAUUGUGACAAGCGAAGGUCUCCACGAACUAGAAGAAUUAUCUAAGUCAAAUGGUCUCCGCAAGCACGUUCAAGAGCUAUAG